CAUAUAGUAGAAAUGAAGGUCAGGUGCCCAGAAACUUUGGGCCAUAACGGUAAUUCUUGUUGGGAAUUCCAGGAGAACCCUGGAGAUGCAAAGCCCCAGAACUAACCAGUAAGCUGCCAUGUUUUGAAUGUUGUUUCUCCAUUGUAUAAGGUCCUCUCUGUAAUCGCACACAUUCCAGUGACGACGAUCCAAUUCUGAUGGAAACAUUGCGAUUGUGUCUCAUUUCAGAAGCUCCUCCUCCUGGUGAAAAUGGUUUCUAAAAAGCAUGUUGUAGGGAUAUUCACCCGAGAGCAUCCAGAUCUGUACCAGUGGCUGGUCCGUUUCCUUCUCAUCAUUUCCGUAGUGAAAGAUGUCCGCCAGGUCCUUAUCACCAACAACUUCUUUGAGUUUCAGCAGGAGGUGUUCAAAUGUAGCUUUGCCGUCCUCUACCACUCCAAGAAAAGAGGAAGACUCAACGUCACCGACGUCAACGACUCUCUGUACAACGCGGAGCUCCAACAUCUCAGCGAAACGUUUGGUAAGAAGAGAGUCCUGGUUGUGAUCGAUGAUCUGGAGGACAGCAGUGACCAUGUGAAGAUGGAAAUCCUCAUUAGCCAGCAAAGUAUACAGAAUCUGGCCGAGGAUCUCUUCCUGUUCAGCACAUCGGAGAAGGCUCUCCUCGGAGAUAUGAUGACCGGCGGAUAUCAGAGGGAAUCCGACCUCAAGAACAAGUUGGAUCGGAUGAAAUCUAUUGUUGAAGGCAGGAAAGCAGAAUCCAGGCUGGGCAGAUGGCCUGGAGGAACAGGAAUUCCAAUGCCAGAUCACGAUCCUCAAAGACCGACACAACGAUGGCAAUGCCCCUCUCCAACAUGUCUCCUCAUUAUCGCGUUCGCUAUUGCUCUUCUACUCCUGGUGAUUGUUCUACCAAUAGUGCUGCGCCCUGAAAAAAAGGACCCUUCUACCCCCGCCCCCUGAAGAACAGCAGAUCAUAUACAACAAUAUAAAAAAAAAAGGAA
Messenger RNA from Rana temporaria (common frog), 995 nucleotides. RefSeq lists its product as uncharacterized. The transcript has 5 exons. Bases 250 to 954 code for a protein of 234 amino acids. Lineage: Eukaryota; Metazoa; Chordata; Amphibia; Anura; Ranidae. The record is from RefSeq and is a predicted model, not a curated record.